GACACUGACCACCGACUAGUUUUUUAAUUUCGAAAUGUGCUGCUCAUUAACUGAUUUCAAUUUCAAUAAAUUCUUUAAAUAUUAAUUAAAUAAAAUGCAAAUCCUCUUAAAAUAUACACAAACAAGUAAAUUACGUGUCUCUCUUUCGACAAUAUAUCGUCUAGUCUCACAAAGUUGCACUGGUUUCGAUGUGGAUCAACUCACAAACUCGGUAAAACGUGACAUAGAAUCACAUUGGCGUCAGAAGCUUAGUUCUGGUCAGUUCAAUAAGAAUGCUCCCUCGAAUAAGUUUUAUGUCCUAUCGAUGUUCCCCUAUCCAUCGGGAAAUCUUCAUAUGGGUCAUGUUCGAGUGUAUGCCAUAAGUGACACGGUUGCACGGUUUCAUCGUAUGAAUGGGAAAAAUGUCUUUCAUCCCAUUGGGUGGGAUGCAUUUGGUCUUCCCGCUGAAAACGCUGCCAUUCAAAGGGGAAUUGAACCUGCCUCAUGGACAAAUCAAAAUAUUACACAAAUGCGGGAUCAACUUCAAAAACUUGGUUGUUCCUUUGACUGGAACCACGAAUUAUCGACUUGCUGUCCGGACUACUACAAAUGGACACAGAAACUGUUUCUGAUGCUUCACGAACAGGGUCUGGCUUACCAGAAUGAGGCUCUGGUCAACUGGGAUCCAGUUGAUAAAACUGUCCUUGCAGAUGAACAAGUCGACGCGAAUGGUUGUUCAUGGCGAUCUGGAGCAAAAGUCGAGAAAAAACUCCUCAAACAGUGGUUUAUCCGAACCACAAAGUUUGCCAAGGAGCUGCUAGAAGGUUUGAAUGAUCCAACGUUGCAGGAUUGGCGGGAUAUAAUCAAUCUACAGCGCCAUUGGAUUGGCGAAUGCGAUGGUUAUGCAUUUCAAUUGGGUCCGCUUCGCGUUUGGACGCAAUCUCCUGAGCAUUUAAUGGAUCCCAAUGCCUAUCUCAUACUCAAGACUACGCACUAUUUGAAAAAAUCCCCAAAUCCUCCUGAAUUCGUAAAGAAUCCCUUCACUGGGGAGUCAAUUCCUAUUGUCUACAGUGAUGAUGCUGAAUUUGCCCCCAAGUGUGAUGUCUUCCUCGCUGCCCCUAGUUUUAUGGAAUCCGAAAAAGAUAUUUUCACGGAACUAAAUGUAAAGCUCGAUGUUUCCAAAGAUGUGGCUUCCAAAGCGUGUCGGAAUUCAAUUCUGGAAAAAGCGAAAAAGCUUCAAAUCGGUGGGUAUAAGGUGAGUUCAAAACUACAAGACUGGCUUAUCUCCCGGCAGAGAUACUGGGGCACUCCGAUUCCAAUAAUUCACUGCCCUGAAUGUGGACCAGUGGCAGUGCCAGAGAAAGAUCUCCCGAUUCAGCUUCCUGCCGAGAAGACGAAAGAAAUGCUCAGAGUGGAUUGUCCCAAGUGUGGACAUUGUGAUGCCCAUAGGGAGUCUGACACAAUGGACACGUUUGUUGAUAGCUCCUGGUACUAUCUGCGCUAUCUGGAUGCAAACAAUCCAGAUCGAAUCUUUGACAAAGAUCUGAUAAGCAAAUGUAUGCCUGUUGAUUUGUACAUUGGAGGCAAAGAACACGCAGUCUUGCAUUUGUACUAUGCCAGAUUUAUGAAUCAUUUCCUUCACUCUCAAGGACUAGUUCCCUGUUCGGAGCCAUUCAGUCGACUGCUAGUGCAGGGUAUGGUCAUGGGACGAUCGUUCCGGUUGAAGGGAAGCGGAAAGUAUCUAACAGAGGAUCAGGUUGACAUAGUUGAUGCGAAGAAAAACAAAGCCAUCACGAAGGAUACCAAAGAAGCCGUCGUUAUGUCAUGGGAGAAGAUGUCCAAAUCCAAGUUCAAUGGAGUCGAUCCAUCGGAUAUGAUCAACGAAUAUGGCACUGAUACCACAAGACUGAUAAUUCUGGCGGAUGUGGCACCAACGUCUCAUAGAAACUGGUCAACUACAACUUUUCCUGGAAUCCUAAAUUGGCAGAAAAGACUUUGGCUAACAAUCGACACGUUUCACAAGCUGCGACAGGAGCCACCCAGUCCCGAGUUUAACCCAACUGAUGAAAAAUUCAUCCAAGAGGAUUCAGUGCUCUUCGAUGCUCGAAAUUAUUAUGUAGCUGGUGCCACCUUCAACUACAGACACACUCAUCAGCUGAGUGUCGCCAUAUCCAAAAUGCAGGGACUCACAAACUCCAUAAGACGGGCUUCAAAAGAUGUGAUAAAGUAUGGAAAGCAUUUCGAACGCGCCCUAGCCACUCAGAUUAUAAUGCUGGCACCUAUGGCUCCACAUUUUGCAUCCGAACUAUGGUCAAAACUUAUCUCAACACCGAAUCGAUUGAACGAGAAAUUAGAAGACAUUCAGUGGGACAAAGAUGUUCUCGAACAGAGAUGGCCCGAUGUAGAUAGUGAAUAUCAAUUAGACUUAACUAUAAAGGUUAAUGGUUUUGAAAAUGCUGUGAUUAAAAUUCGACGCAGCAAUAUCGACAGAAUCACGCACAGUGAUGCCAUGGACAUUGCAUUCAAUACAAAUUCGGUGACUUCUUAUUUAACAGACAAAAAGAUUCGAACCACGAAUUUUGUGUUGUACCCUGGCAUUGAAGCGAUAUUGAAUAUUUAUGUAGAUAAAGCAACACAAACUAAGGAAGAGGGAACAGCCGAUAUAAAAGCAAAGAAGGAUUAGUUAAGAAAAAAAUGUAGUGAUGUUGUUUUUAAUAAAAAAGUAUAGUUAAUAAAAUUA
Molecule: messenger RNA, 2719 nt
Organism: Eupeodes corollae
Lineage: Eukaryota; Metazoa; Arthropoda; Insecta; Diptera; Syrphidae
Gene: LeuRS-m
Product: leucine--tRNA ligase, mitochondrial
Exons: 7
Coding region: 95-2662 (855 amino acids)
Biological process (GO): leucyl-tRNA aminoacylation; mitochondrial translation
Cellular component (GO): mitochondrion
Molecular function (GO): leucine-tRNA ligase activity; ATP binding
Source: RefSeq, a predicted model, not a curated record